GCGGCUGCCGCGGGGCGAGGCGAGGCGGCGGCGGGCCGGCGGGCGGAGGAUGCGGCGGCGGCGGCAGCAGGCGGCGGCGGAGGAGCGGGGAGCGAUGCGGUGCUGCGCGGCGGGGCCCUGGCCCGCCCUGCUGCUGACAGCUUUUUUGUUAAGCUCUGCCGAUGGCAAUAAUGGAACAGUUAACUGGAAGACUAAGCAAGCCAACAGUUAUAUUAUCAGCAGAAUAAAGGCUGUUGAGAAGAAUGGUGAAAUAAGCAAUGAUCCUAUAACAUUUAAUACCAACUUAAUGGGUUACCCUGACAGACCUGGAUGGCUGCGCUACAUACAAAGGACACCCUACAGUGAUGGAGUGCUGUACGGUUCACCAACUGUAGAGAAUGUGGGCAAACCAACCGUCAUUGAGAUCACUGCAUAUAACAGGCGUACCUUUGAGACAGCAAGACGUAAUUUGAUCAUUAAUAUAAUGUCAGCAGAAGAUUUUCCUUUACCAUAUCAAGCGGAGUUCUUCAUAAGGAAUAUGAAUGUGGAAGAAAUGUUAGCAAGUGAAGUUCUGGGAGACUUUCUUGGAGCAGUGAAAAAUGUAUGGCAGCCAGAACGCUUGAAUGCUAUAAACAUUACUUCAGCGCUAGACAGGGGAGGGAGAGUUCCACUUCCUAUUAAUGAUAUGAAGGAAGGUGUGUACGUUAUGGUUGGUGCAGAUGUUCCAUUCUCUUCAUGCUUACGGGAAGUGGAAAACCCACAAAAUCAGCUGAGAUGCAGUCAAGAAAUGGAGCCUUUAAUAACAUGUGAUAAAAAAUUUCGUACUCAAUUCCAUAUCGAUUGGUGUAAAAUCUCUCUGGUUGACAAUACGAAGCAAGUUUCCACCUUUCAGGAAGUGAUUCGCGGAGAGGGGAUAUUACCUGAUGGUGGAGAAUACAAGCCACCUUCUGAUACACUGAAAAGCAGAGACUAUUACUCGGAUUUCCUAAUUACACUGGCAGUGCCCUCGGCAAUAGCACUGGUGCUUUUUCUAAUUCUUGCCUAUAUCAUGUGCUGCCGACGGGAAGGAGUGGAAAAGAGAAACAUGCAAACACCAGACAUCCAGUUGGUCCACCACAGCGCUAUACAGAAAUCAACUAAAGAGCUUCGCGACAUGUCUAAAAACAGGGAGAUAGCGUGGCCUCUUUCAACUCUGCCUGUGUUUCACCCAGUUACUGGCGAGAUUGUUCCACCCCUUCACACAGACAACUACGACAAUACUAGUAUGCCACUGAUGCAAACACAACAGAACCUGCCACAUCAGACUCAGAUUCCACAGCAGCAGAGUGCAGGAGAAUUUCGUAUGACAACAUUUCAAAGAUUUGAGGCAAGUAUUUAGUAGAUGCUUCUGCACACGUUUGGUUUUUUGCUUAAAUCUGGAAGUUAAAAACAUUAAAAAAAAAAAACAGAAACUUACUGCUGUUCUACUAGCUUUGCCACUUGUGUGCUUUAUUCUACCUAUAUUGGAAAUGGUGGAUGACCCUGGAGGUACCCAUCUGAAGCCUCCAGCACAGGUUUGGCUUGAAAUUUAGCAUAUUCUCAAUGAUCAAAGGCGUUUGGAAGGCAAAAUAAAAACGUCACGCAGUCCAGCAUUUCUGGUACGACUGUUUAGCUAUAAGAAUGCCAGUCUGUCUUGCAGGAAAAAGAUGCAAAAUCUCUUGGUAGUACUGUGUAUGCUGAUGGCAGUGAGAAACUUUAAAAGAGGUAUGAUAUGUAAGCUACCAUGGGGUUGUAACCUGCAAAUCAUGCUGAAGAACUGCCCAAAAAUAGAUGUUAAAAAUCCUCCUGUGUAUGUGUUUUCUAAAGGACAUUAUUUUGGAAUUUUUUGGAAUUUUUGGAUUUUUUGGAAAUCACUCUUAGCUCUUCCUAAACAGAAGGCAGAUUUUAAAAUAUAUUAAACCAAAAAAUUCUCUUAAUUGUGAAUUGCUUCACAGGUUCCAAAAUAUUCGUGUCAUGGUUACUUGGCUUUGAACAGCAUUUCAGGCAAAGGCUAGUUAUGUCAGUUACCUUUUGUCGUGUCUGGACGAGCUAAAUAGAGCUGCUCCUCUGUAUUCAGCACAGACACCGCCUGUGACAAGCUCUCAGAAGUGGAAGGGGAGGGUGGAAGGGGACAGACGUUUCCUUGGAUUUUCUUAGUGUACAAUGACACGUUCCUUUGUAACGCAGAUGUACAGAUGACUGCGAGCGAGCGCUUUCAUGACAUGAGAGCAUAUGCCCAUAGCAAUUUGUCUUCUAAAUGGAAACCUCUGACUUGUACUGUCAGGUUAGACUUGCAGAUAAAAGUUAGACAUAAAGUAAAACUCAGGUGUUCCUAAAACUCUGAGCAGCAUCAGUGCAAACCUAGCAAUCAGUUUUAUUGGUCUGUUCAAAUAAGACAUUUACAGAACUAAAACACUGAAGGUAAAACAAACAAACAAACAAAAAACUAUAGAACUAGACAGUUUGAUUUUCUUCCUUUCCUAUGGAGACUUCCCAAUGAUACAUUCAGACUGCUAACAUACUAGCAGUCGCCAGUAUGAAUAAGAGGCUAUUUCUAUUUCAAACCUUCAGUCAACCAUACUCAGUAUUUAAUUUCAAGAGCAGAGGGUGUCUAAUAAUCAAAAUCCUAUUUGGGAACUAUUUGAAACCCCAAAGAAACAAUAGAUCUUUCUUACCUUACAUAAAAAUGCAGCAACUGGACUUAAUUGCUAGCAUAAUGCUCAACCAUUUCACAGUUAAAACAUAACCAGUAAGGAAUUGUACGAAAGGUGGCAACUCACAUCUGAGUUAUCUUAGCAUAAGCAUCUUUACUCCUGAAAACUGCUACUGAACUCCUGUAUGAAAAGGUUUAUUAAGUUUUAUUUUUAUAAUUGUUUCUGUUAUAGAUUGGCAAAAUCCAUGGUCACUCUCUUAAGGUGGUUAGAUGAACAGUGUAGGAUUUUCUUAUGAUAGAAAAGACUAAGUAGUGCGUGUAUGCUACAUACAGCAUUUUCCAUUUUGACUUUCACAGUCUCCCCAUGAAAUGAUCCAAAGUAGAAAAAUGAAUUAAUUCCCAGUUAAACCAUCUUCUUCCAUGUCUCUCCUUUCCCAAAAGGAAACAAGCAGAGCUUUUUUUGCCUGUGCUGUCUUCUGGUUCAGGUUGUACUUGUACCAUUUUUUUUUUCUGUUGAUAAUUCUAAUGUGCUUGUUGAUAAGGGACUAAUAAAUUGUAUUUACAAACUGUGCUACCAGUUGAUAGUUCAAUAUUGUUGAAGCAUCACCUGCAAUUGAUGGAUUAUAUAAAUUCUUAUCUAUUUACAGGUAAAUGGUAUUCC
Molecule: messenger RNA, 3311 nt
Organism: Cygnus olor (mute swan)
Lineage: Eukaryota; Metazoa; Chordata; Aves; Anseriformes; Anatidae
Gene: SGCE
Product: sarcoglycan epsilon
Exons: 11
Coding region: 50-1357 (435 amino acids)
Cellular component (GO): membrane; sarcoglycan complex
Source: RefSeq, a predicted model, not a curated record